Molecule: messenger RNA, 1110 nt
Organism: Penicillium angulare
Lineage: Eukaryota; Fungi; Ascomycota; Eurotiomycetes; Eurotiales; Aspergillaceae
Product: threonine/serine dehydratase
Exons: 2
Coding region: 1-1110 (369 amino acids)
Biological process (GO): pyruvate biosynthetic process; L-serine metabolic process; D-serine biosynthetic process
Molecular function (GO): serine racemase activity; D-serine ammonia-lyase activity; L-serine ammonia-lyase activity
Source: RefSeq, a predicted model, not a curated record
AUGUCUACCGCGACCGCAGCCGAGCAAGCCCAAUCUCUCACACCAGCCGCCAUCCGAGCCGCCCACGAACUCAUAAAGCCAUACAUCCAUCUCACCCCGCUCCUCACCUGCGCAACUCUUGACAAGAUCGCCUCAACUCCACAAACAGCUUCAGCACUAGUUGGCACACCAUUCGAGGGCCAAGCACCAGCAACCCCACACCUCCGCUUCCAUUUCAAAUGCGAGAACCUACAGCGCAUUGGCGCAUUCAAGGCACGCGGUGCCCACCAUGCUUUACUACGAUUGAUCGAGGAGCGGGGCGAAGAAGAGGUGAAAAAGCGGGGAGUUAUCACACAUAGUUCCGGGAACCACGCACAAGCCCUCGCAUUAGCAGCCUCAACCCUCAAUAUCCCCGCAUUCAUCGUCAUGCCGAAAAUAAGCACACCAUCCAAGAUAGCAGGAACCCGCUCCCACGGCGCAGAAGUCGUAUUCAGCGGCUCGACGAGCAUCGAGCGCGAAGCAGUCGUAGCAGAGAUCCAGUCCAAAACAAACGCCAUCCUAAUCCCACCAUACGACGAUUUCAACAUCAUCUGCGGCCAAGGAACAACGGCCCUAGAACUGGAAGCACAGUAUACCGAGAAGUCAACCAAGAGUCUAGACGCAGUCAUCACGCCUGUUGGUGGAGGUGGAUUAAACGCAGGAGUCGCAACAUACUUCUCAGAUAAGACUACGCGGGUAUUUGGUGCUGAGCCUAGUUUCCAGGGUGGAGAUGAUUGUCGUCGAGGAUUAGGAGAGGGUAAGCGAGUUGAAAAGGUUUCUACAUUGACUAUUGCGGAUGGGUUACGCACGCCGGUAGGAGUGUUGAAUUGGGAGGUUAUUUCUGAUAAGAGGAAGGUGGAGGGAGUGUUUUCUGUAUCUGAGGAGCAGAUUAAGGCUGCGAUGAAGUUGGUGGUUGAGCGGAUGAAGGUUGUUGUGGAACCGAGUGCUGUUGUUGGAUUGGCUGUUUGUCUUUUCGAUGAGGACUUUAGAAGGCGUGUACAGGAACAGGGUGGAGAGGAAGGAUGGGAUGUUGGAAUUGUCUUUAGUGGAGGAAAUACGACAGUGGAGGCCAUUGGAAAACUGUUUAGUUGA